UUUCGAAUCCAAACAGACCGUGCGUAACAGCUUAGACCGAAAACACACUUACUCGUGCUCUGCAAUGGAUAUCUAAAUACUGAGCUGCAUGUAUGUGUAGGAUACAUUUAAAAACAAGCCACUUUUGAUGAGGAACGUGCCACAUACUUCCUAGAGUUUUUAAAUAUCCAUGCGGACCAGCAAGUGAAAAUUAGUUACAACUGAUUUCCCAGGAGGUCCAUCUGGAUGCCGUCAUGUCCGUUAUCUGCCAGACGUUCGUUCAGAACACGUGGCGCUCUGACCUCUGCUCUAACUGCUUCAAGUGCCAGGCCGAGCACUCCGGGGGCAGGGGCGACAGAAUAACGUCCACCCACAGAUAUAUGCCCCAGGCGACUGCUCUCUACCAGAGCCGUGGGAUAUCGUCUACUCUGAAAUGGCGUCUGAGCGAUCCCAUCUACGAGAGGGUGGCCCGCAGAGAUUUCGGAUCCCAGACUCCACCGAAGCAGCAAGUUCGAAUAGAAUCGGACCCUCCUCCGAAUCGGGGGAUUCUCAUCAAGACAGCCGACAAGAAGCAACGAAACCGACCUAGUGUUGACUUCGCUUCAGAAGAGGCCAUGGUUAUUGGCUAUGGUGGUAACGACUACGACUCUGAUCAGUCGCCCUGGGAAAUGGGUUCAGAUGAUGAAUCGGUCGAUCUUGAUUUACUAGACGAUACGGAUGAAGACAGGAAGAUAACCCGCAUCACACGUAACAAUACUGAAUUCAAUGCCUCAAAAAAACUACUGGAAAGUAACAACACAGCUCAUAAUACAAAGAACAACAACAAUAGUUCUUCAACGCUUCAGUCCAACAACAACAGGAACAACAGCUCAUCUAAAACGUCCAGCAAUAACAAAAACAAUGAAAAUCUGUCCAACAGCAAGAACAACAGCAGUCCGUGCAAGCCAACAGAUAAAACACUCAGUAAUCUCACCUAUAAUGACAUACAACAAGAUAAAAAAUUGAAUCAGUACUAUUUCUCUUCGAUGGAACCUCUCAAAUCGUAUCUUCAUGGCUCCAAUGUUACAAAAACUCACCAUGAUCAUCUAUCAGAUAACAAUAAUUCUGGAAAUGAUGGUUGCAGGAAAUUGCUCAACGAUAGCUUCAGUCCCUUGAAUACCAGAACCUAUUCGUUUGUAUCAGAAGUCAGCAAGCAUAGCAAUAUUCUGAGUUCAGAACACAGUUCAGAUUCGGAUUAUUCCACAUGCAGGCUCACGGCUGGAGAUUCCACAGACUCUGAAUCGUUCCAUGAUACUGAAGAGUCCCGAAUUCUGCCCUGCUCUUCUUUCCUCCAUGGCAACUAUCCUCGACCUGACCUGAGUAGUCUCGAGAGUGACAAGAAGUACGAUGGUGGUUCUUCCACAUCAGGUGAUGUUUCCAAUCUCUCAGAUGACUCCGAUGCCGUGGACUUGCAAGAAAGAACCCCCUACAGAAUGAGAAAUGUUCGGAUAGUCACUAAAAUGUCUUCAGGAGAUGUCAAAGUAUCUGGUAAAAACUCUUCAACAAACUCUCCUACAGAUACUAAGGGAUCCGGAAGGAAUUCCUUGUGCGAAACGAAUGGCUCUGGUAAAAGUUCACCCAUUGAAAUAAGCAAAUCUGGUAGAAAUUCUUUUGGCGAUGCUCAGGUAACUGUUAAAAGCUCACCCACAGGUAUAAAUGCAUCAGAUAGAAACUCUUUUGGAGAUGCCCUGGUAAUUGUUAAAAAUUCUUAUCCAGAUAUAAACGUAUCUGUUGGAAAUUCUUCUGGGAAUAUCAUGGCAAGUGGCGAAGUUUCUCCUACAGAUAAACAGAAGACAGAUAAAUAUAGCCCAAAAGAAAUGAAGAAACUUAACAAAACAUGUUCUGAGGACAUCAAGGAAUCAGAAAAAGACACUUCUGUUGAUGCCAAAAUACAAAGUACAAUUUCUUCUGGAGGAGACAUAGCACCAAUUAGUAGCCCCCACACUACAGUUGAAAAGAAAGUUGCAAAUAUUCAGCGUAAUGAUCAGGUUAUUAGAGAAAAUAAAGAAACAGAAAAGGUUACCAUGUCUCAAAACAUUAAUACUCCAGUGAACCAAUCGAACACAAUAGAGAAAAGAUCAAUAAAUUCCAAUGACAGCAACAAACUUUCAGAGCUUGAACAUACCUCUAAACUUCUGAAUGCUUCGACUGACUCUGUGAAUACAUCAAGAUCUAAAAAUUUUGCCAUUGAAUCAAUUCCAACUCCUAAUCCUCCCGUAGAUGUUAACUUAGGGAACAUCAUUGCAGUUAAUGCAUCAUCUUCCAAGCAACAAGUGCUAUCGGGACCUCAUCGAAUGACUGAAAACAAACCCCCGCCUCCUGUGAGGUCAUCAGAAACUAGUGGUAGUCAACAGCAGCUUCAAAUUUCUGUGAUGCCUUCUAAAAUUAAUACAGAUCAAAUGCUGUGUCAAUCUGAUAUCAAAGCUACUCCAACAACUAAUGAUGAGCAGCAACAACAACAUAGUCCAAAAUCUUCCAUAAAAUCGGACACACUAGAAAACUAUUCUCAGGAUAUUCAAAACAUUAAUAGGGAUGGCUCUGAUGAUGAGGCCAUCAACAAUAGACAGUCCAAAUUGGCUGCCUUGGCUCUCGAACUAGAGCUAGCCAGGAGAGAUUCGGCUAUGAGAUCCGCCAACAUUUCUCGUUCGGAAGUGAAGACUAAGCCCAUUAAUACCUCAGAGGAGAACUAUCCAAUCAUUAAGAAAUCGGCAACUUCAGCUUUGUCGAGGCUUGUACCGAACACCGUACCAGAUGUUCUAGUUCAGGAGGAUACGCCUACCAAGACCAAGAAAAACAGAUUUUCCCUCAAAAAGCUUCUAAAAAGGAACAAGGAAAGCGGGUCCUUUGCCCCUACCGGCAAAGAGGUAAAUCCAAAAGCUUGGAAAAAGCAAUCAUUCGAUAGGAAUCGCCUCAGCCUGGAGAUUGUCCAUCCGAUGGAUCUCGCUAACGAUCCGAUGACCAGUGGAGACAGCACACCAACAGAAGAAGGCCACUACAUGGUGUCCAGCCAUCCAGGACGGGGAAACUACAACAGGGCUAGAAGUUUGUCGGCAUUGCCUCAGUUAACUGGAGAUAUGCAAGAUGAGGAUACUAAUUGCUCACUUUUGGACUGUCGUAAAGUGGAUACUCUGCCCACAAGAAAAGCAGGGACAGUUGCAGAGCGAAAGAAAAAUAGGCCUUCACUGGUCAGGACGCCGUCCUGUUCCGCUCUUCCAAAUCGUCCGACAGUAACGAAAGACCCACCUCCCAAACCUCCCCCUCCACCUAAAGCGAAGGUCAUGCACCCUCCACCGCCACCACCACCUCCACACGCACCAAGAAUAUCGAAGCCUUUCUCAUCUCCCGCCAGACCUCCCCCUCCCAAGAUUCCCGAAUCCCGAUCCCGUUCUGGCGAUUCUCCAAAGUCAGAAGCCCGCGAUCACUCCUCAGCAGACAAGGAAUAUGCGAAUCUGGGUGACAUCCGUUCCCUGAUAACCCCCAAAAAGCCGCAGCGCCCCUCCGCUCUCUCUGGGUCCAGAGGUGAGAUCGAGGACAAGAAAAUGGAGGACAUCUACGAGACGCUCAAGGAGGAGGACCACUACACCUACCUGGACGAGGUGAAGACGGAGCCGGCGUCUGUGAAGAGUGCCCGUCCCUGGUUGGAUCUGCAGACCAGCUACGUGGCCAUCGCUGCUGCCAACUACGAGUCCCUCGCCGAGAUCAUCUCUUCGUCCAUGAAUAGUGGAAUGGAAUUGUUCCAGAAUGGCGGAAAAAGCCUUAAGUGGAAAGAUUUCUCUGUCGAAUCUGAUGCUCCUUUGUUUGUGCUACCUGACAAAAAUAUUUACAACGCCAUCUAUCGGCCACAAGAGAAAGAUGUCAUGCUUUUGGUGACGCCCAGGAAGCAGAGCACCCCUCAGAAUGCCCGGAAUCUCAACAGAUAUCCAGUCCUAGCAAGCUUUACUGAUAACCUACCCAAAUCCCAAAUCUCGGAGCCUCCCAGCCCUUACAUGGAAUGGGCUUCCGUUUACGUCCUACAACGUUGCACGGUCACCACAGUCGAACAUUUCGCAGAAAACACAGCCCUUCAGAGGGGAAAUCAGCACGUGCAUCUGCGCAACUAUUGCUUCGUUCUACUUCAGCUCAUCCACAGUCUAAAAAGCCUGCAAGCCGAGGGCAUCGAAGAGGUCAGCUGCGACCUCAGUCGUCUCAUCGUGGUGGAUAGCCAAGAAGACAAACCGCCAGUUUUCGUUCUCUUCCCAGAAGACAAAGCUCACAUGACCCUCUGCGAUAACAGGAAAACUCUCUGCCAGGCAGUUUUGUCCGCACUGUACCAUUUCCUAAGAAUCAAUCAGGUGGGUGAUCUUGACUCUUGCGAGGUGAAUGGCGAAAGACUGGCUGAACCAGUGGCUCACACCUUCAAAGUCAUCGCCGAGGUUCUCAUCGAGGAAAAAGCUUCUUCUCUGUCACAAGCUAAAGGAUUCCUGGAAUACAUGCUGUGGGGUCCGGUAGAUGUCAAAGUCCCAGAUAGCCAAACAGAUUUGGACACUGUACUGCAGAGAUGGUUGGACUUGCAACGGGCACAGAUGGUCAAAUCCACCAUCUCUCAAUUGCAUAAUACUCAUCUCCAUGUUUAUGAAGAAUAUCAGCUGGUAUUCCUGCUGCAAGCUUCUGUGAAAAGUUUAAACAGCGUGAUAUCAAAGUUAUAAAAGAAAGAAAUACUGAAAGUUCGAAACAUCUCGAUAAAAUAUCGUUUAAACAUAUUGUUUAACAUGUUCACAUCGUACAUAUUUUGAGCAAUUCAAGAUCUUGACAAGUAUUUGAAAGGAGAUGAAAUAAUUUAAAAAUGGUUUUGUUCUCAUUGACAGAAUGGUUAGCUUUUGCUACCACUAACUAUCUCAUUUUUCAUCAAUUAUAUACUUUUUACCUCUUAUCAUUUAACCUUAUCUUCCUUUUCAAUCCUUAACGUUUAUAAAAAGUGGUCAUUUUUCUGUUUUGACCAUUUCGUGAUUGUUCGCUGCAAAACAUUUAAAUCUUACAAUUACAUUUUCCAUUACUCAUUAAUUAAAUCGCCAUGAGGGAGGAAAUCCUUUGGCAUUAUCUCCUUUUGGUAGCAUCACCAUUUCAUCCUCUUUCUUUUUCUGUAACAUUGUAUUUUUAUUUUUGAAAUGAUUUUUCCAUCUUGGCCUACGAUACAAAUCGCCAAGAUCUUCCUAACUAUACUUCUUUCUUUCACAUUCUGCUCUUUCCUGAUUCUGUCUUAUUUUAUCCUAUUGCCAUUGCCAUCAUCAUCAUUUCAUAAAAAAAGUAAAUCAAGUCAAGAAUACAAAUCGGUUUAUAAAAGGAGAAAAAUAUAUAGCUGAUGGCUACGGCAAAGAACAGAAAUGUCAAGUUGGCAUCAUUCAAGAAUGAUCUGUAACGAUAUAAAACGUAUGCAUCAGAUCUGACACUAAAUGGAAUAGAAUAACGUUAAUAAUUUGGAAGGCAAGAAGUCGUGCACUUCGACAAUCUGAAACGAAUUACUUCCAAAAGGUGUUUGAUACCCUCAUACAGUAGAUCUACGGAUGCGAAAUGCUGUGUCCACUACCAUUUUGUAACUAUCCAAAAUUUGAGAUGGUGAGGAUUACUCUGUGUGGAAUCUACUUUCGCGCUGGUGCGAAAGAUUUAUUUGCAUACGGACAUUUUGAUGUAUGUAAAAUGAAUGUUAUAAAUAACAUGUUGGGAAAAUAUAAAUAUAAUUUUAA
Argiope bruennichi is the source of this 5738-nucleotide messenger RNA. Its product is annotated as 1-phosphatidylinositol 3-phosphate 5-kinase-like. The record is from RefSeq and is a predicted model, not a curated record. The coding region runs from base 234 to 4703 and encodes 1489 amino acids. NCBI's taxonomy places the organism in Eukaryota, Metazoa, Arthropoda, Arachnida, Araneae, Araneidae. The transcript is spliced from 11 exons.